Molecule: messenger RNA, 1232 nt
Organism: Microbotryum saponariae
Lineage: Eukaryota; Fungi; Basidiomycota; Microbotryomycetes; Microbotryales; Microbotryaceae
Source: the annotation of a GenBank genome assembly
AUGGAGGAAGCUCAAGCUAAAGCGCCUCGUAAGUACUCCAACACCACACACUGCUCCCUCCCUCCUCGUACCCCAGCUGGACGCGCCAACACCCCAGUACUGACGCCACGCCUCAUCCCCCUUUCUCCUCUCGCGCUGUGCUCGUCCGUCCCUCGUCACCCGCUCACUCGGUCUCUGGGCCCGCUGCUGCGACCACCUACAGCCGAAAUGAAGGCUGUCGCCGACUUCCUUCGCAACAAGUCGGGGAUGAAGGUGCGCACGGGGGCCUUGUCGGGCAAGCGCGCCGACUACUUCAAGGGUGAGCACACGUCGGGACAAGGACGGACCACUUUGUCCACCUCCAUACGGCCUGCAUCCAUCAACACUGACUCGCAUAUCAACCAACCACGCCAACAACCCUCCAGGUCGAUCGGCCAUCAAAGUGUUGCUCUCCCCAGCCUACGCCAAGCUCAAGACGGUGCCCAAAGUCAAGGACGAAGCCGCCGCGAUCGCUCUGCUGCACCAACUGAUCCCUCACACCUUCUACCUCCGAGUCGAGCGCGGUCAAUCCGUAUCCGGCCAAUCAGGAGGACCUCGUCUGAUCCAAAUCGUGCCCCAACAACUCUUCGCCCCGGACGAGUACUACGUCUGGUUGAUGGACGCCAACCCGAUCCGUCAAUUGCUCCUCGCCGCGGCCAUGGUCGCCGUCGUCCUCGGUGCGGUCAUGUUCCCCUUGUGGCCGGCCAAGUUGAGGGUCGGCGUCUGGUAUCUCAGUGUCGGACUGUUGGGCUUGAUCGGCGUCUUCAUCGCUUUGGCCGUCGUGAGGUUGAUCUUUUGGAUCAUCACCAUCGUCGUCGCCAAGCCCGGCAUUUGGAUCUUUCCCAAUCUCUUUGCCGACGUCGGAUUCGUAAGUACUUUCUUUCCGAGGAACGUCUCUACGGAUGGAUUGUGUCGAGGCUUAACUUUGCACUCGCGUCUUUGCGCAGGUCGACUCAUUCAUCCCCCUGUGGAGCUGGGACCUCCCCCCACCCAAGAAGCAAAAGAGCGAAAAGAAGAAGGCCAAGCGUGACGCUCGUGAGAAAGCAGGGCGGGAGAACGACCAUGGCCAUUCCCACGACGGACCUGAUGGAGGACAUGGUGGUGGGGGUGGGCAUAGUCAUGGAGGGGUACCUUGUGGUGGGCAUGGUCAGGGACCCGAGGUCGAAUUGCAGUUCGAGGAUCGACCGAGGAUCGAGGAGAUUGUAGAGGAUUGA